CGUGAUGCAAGACUGGAGUAAGGAUUACAUGUUCGGCUAUCAGUUUUUGAACGGCUGCAAUCCUGUCAUGAUCAAGAAGUGCAAGGAAAUUCCAGACAAGUUUCCAGUCACACCUGAGAUGGUGAAGGGCUUUCUGAAGAAAGGAGUCACACUACAAGAGGAAUUAACGGCGGGAAAAAUCUACAUAGUGGAUUAUGACAUACUGGAGGGAGUCCUAACAGCCAACGAUCCGGAGUGUCUGAAUGCGCCCCUCUGCCUGCUGUACAAGAACAGACUGGACCAAAUUGUGCCAAUUGCCAUUCAGCUCAAUCAAACCCCAGGGGAAAAGAGCCCAAUCUUUCUCCCAAGUGAUAAUAAAUAUGAUUGGAUGCUUGCCAAGAUGUGGGUGAAAUGUGCCGACUUCACUGUACACCAGUUGGAGACGCACCUUCUCAAGACACAUCUGAUAUCAGAGGUUUUUGAAAUGGCCAUGUACAGACAGCUCCCUGCAGUCCAUCCUGUAUACAAGUUACUGAAACCUCAUGUUCGUUUCACAAUUGCAAUCAAUGCAGAGGCUCGUAAAAGUCUCAUCAGUAAAGACGGGAUCAUCACCCAGAUUAGUAGCCUCACUGACAAAGGGAAAAAUGAAGUGAUUAGAAAAGCCAUGGAGAAUUUAUCCUAUGAGUCCCUGUGCUUCCCUGAGACCAUAGAGGCUCGAGGAAUGGAAGAUGCGCCCAAGUACUAUUAUAGAGAUGAUGGCAUGAAGAUCUGGGAGGCAAUACACAAUUUUGUGUCUGCUGUGGUCAACAUCUACUAUGACAGCGAUGAGAAAGUUCAAGGAGAUGAGGAGAUUCAAGAAUUUGUUAAGGAUUGUCACCAUGGCAUGAAAGAAUCUCCCAAGUUUCCAAAGUCUCUGAGAACUCGAGAGGAGUUAGUCAAGUACCUGACCGUUGUGAUAUUCACAGCUUCAGCACAACAUGCCGCUGUAAACUUUGGACAGUUUGACUGGUAUGGCUGCAUCCCCAACAGUCCUUCCAUCAUGCGCAAGCCGCCUCCCGAACAGAAGGGCAAAGUGGACAUGAAGUAUAUCAUGGAGAGUCUGCCUGAUCGUGGAUGUUCCAGGACGACUCUAGGAGCAGUUUGGGCCCUCAGUUGCUUCCAGACGGAUGAGCGGUACUUAGGCAUGUAUCCAGAGAUGGGCUUCACAGAGGAACCAGUGAAGGAAGCCAUAAAGACUUUCCGUGAGGAACUAGAUGAGGUGACCAAAGAAAUCAAGAGCCGGAAUGAGGAAUUAAAAUUGGCUUAUUGUUAUUUGUCCCCAGACAAAAUCCCCAACAGUGUUGCAAUUUGAGAAAAUAUUGUGCCAGGUCUAUAAAUAAUGUUUAUGGCCAAUGUGUGCUUGAUAUAAGAGAGAAGAACAGCUCUACUUAAGUAUUGUAAAACACAGAGCAUUCAGCCUUUUGAGGCGAUUUAUAGAAAUUAUGUUUCAUUAACUCUUUUUGUAUUUGACUCUGUUGCUGGGAAGUAAGGGAUAUUACUUUGUAAUGCCAUCUGUGCACAUAUGUAUGUUAUCUCAGGGGUUAUUGUUUGGUUCACACCAGGAAAGCAGAACAGUUUAUUUGACUAUAUGCUUUAAAGAGCUAAACUUGUGCUAUAAUCCAUUUAUUAUUGUCUUUCUUUUUUAUUCUUUUCUUUAAUCAUAUAAACUUGCAAAUGUAUAUAUCCAUACUGUGGUAUUAAUUCUCAUUACUCAUCUUUUGAUUCAUUUAUUCAUAUUCUUUAUUGCUCAGAUAAUCUAUUGUUUGUAGUCUAUUUUAGAUAAUCAUUUGAUUUAUUUUUUACCUUACAGUUAAAUUGAGAUCUUACAGAUCUUAUCUUCUAUAUUGAUUUUGCGAUGAUUAUAUUGUAUACACAUGAAUGCUGUAAAGGAAAUGUUUUGAGAUUGUGAACAACUCUGACAGCACUUCAAAUGGUUCUUACAUUUGC
Messenger RNA from Rhinichthys klamathensis goyatoka, 1965 nucleotides. Its product is annotated as polyunsaturated fatty acid 5-lipoxygenase-like. The coding region runs from base 5 to 1330 and encodes 441 amino acids. Gene Ontology annotation, cellular component: nuclear envelope. Gene Ontology annotation, molecular function: iron ion binding; arachidonate 5-lipoxygenase activity. The record is from RefSeq and is a predicted model, not a curated record. The transcript has 9 exons. Lineage: Eukaryota; Metazoa; Chordata; Actinopteri; Cypriniformes; Leuciscidae. Gene Ontology annotation, biological process: lipid oxidation; linoleic acid metabolic process.